AUGGCACGACUCACGACCGUCAUCGCGGCGGCAGCGGCACUGCUCACCGCGACAGCCACUUACGCUGAACCGCUAACACCGAAUCACGAAGCCGGGCGAUGUGCCAUACGCGGCCACUGCGGAAAGAAGAGCUUCUUCGGAAAGGAGCUACCAUGCCUCGACAACGGAUUGGCAACCGACCAGUCAGAUAUUGACGAUGACUUUGCCCAUGAUCUUGAGGCCCUCUGCGGCGCAAAGUGGAAGGACAGCAAGGUCUGCUGCAACCGCGAGCAGCUCGACGCUCUCAAGUCCUCCAUGUCCACGCCGAACCAAAUCAUCGGCUCAUGCCCCGCCUGCAAGGACAACUUCUACAAUCUGUUCUGCACCUUUACAUGCUCGCCCGAUCAGUCACUGUUCAUCAAUGUCACCAGAACGCAAGAGAAGAAUGGGAAACAACAGGUCCUAGAGCUGGACCAGUUGAUCUCAAAGGACUACGGCACAGGCUUCUACGAUAGCUGCAAGGAUGUCAAAUUCGGGCCUUCGAAUUCCAAGGCUAUUGACUUCAUUGGCGGUGGUGCGAAAAACUACUCGCAGCUUCUCAAGUUCCUCGGCGAUGAAAAGGCCAUCGGAUCACCCUUUCAGAUCAAUUUCCCUACGAGCUACUCCGAGCCAAAAAUGAGUCCCAGGGAUAUGAAGCCAAAGAAAUGUAACGACGAGGACCCGGCUUACAGAUGUUCGUGCGUAGACUGUCCAGCAGUGUGUCCAGAGCUACCACGUGUGGAGCGUGGCGGAUCCUGCAAGGUCGGCGUACUGCCAUGCUUGACAUUUGCCUCCAUUUUCACGUAUAGUGUACUACUGUUCUCCCUAGUACUUGUCAUCGCUGGCCAUGUUGCUUGGAGACGUCACGCUCGAAAGCAGAGCGAGCGACUCCAGCUCCUUCAGGCGACCGAAAGUGAUGACGAUGACGAAGGUGACUUGGUCCGCAACGGAGCAAUGUAUGACCGCCCCCAGAACUAUUACAAGAUCAACACUUGGUGUGACCUUGCCUUCAGUAAACUCGGCCAUGUCUGUGCCAGGUUCCCUGCAAUCACCAUCUUCACGAGCUUGAUAGUCGUCAUCGUGUUAAGCGUUGGCUGGGUCAAGUUUGACGUGGAGAGGCAGCCUGAAAAGCUCUGGGUGAGUCCCACGUCUGCCGCAGCCCAGGAGAAAGCAUUUUUCGAUGAAAACUUUGGCCCGUUCUACCGUGCCGAAAAGGCUUUCUUGGUCAACGACACUGGCGGCCCUGUCUUGAGUAGCGAUGUCAUCGAGUGGUGGAUGAGCCUCGAGAAAGAGGUGAAGCAACUUAAGAGCCCUAGCUUCGGAGCCAGGCUACAAGACGUGUGUUUCAAACCAACAGGUCCUGCUUGUGUGGUCCAAUCCGUCGCCGCAUACUGGGACAACUUGUAUUAUGAUAAAGACUCUUGGAGACAGGAUCUUCAGGAGUGUACCAGGUCGCCUGUCAACUGCCGUCCUGAUUUUGGCCAACCGAUCGAGCCAAAUAUGGUCCUCGGCGGCUACGCUGGCCUUGACGAUGUUGUUGAUGCUCCUGCCAUGACUGCAACCUGGGUCGUCAGCAACUAUCCAGAGGGCAGCUCUGAGAUUGCCCGAGCUAAGGACUGGGAAGUGGCCUUGAAAGAACGGCUGUUGCAAGCACAAGACGAGGCUGCUAACAAGUUCGGACUUCGGUUGUCUUUCUCGACCGAAAUCAGUCUUGAAGAGGAGUUGAACAAAUCAACCAACUCCGAUGCCACCAUCAUUGCCAUUAGCUAUCUCGUCAUGUUCAUCUAUGCCUCAUUGGCACUUGGGUCUACCAGCAUGACGGUUCGAGAGCUGAUUAGGAAUCCAGCUGUCUGUCUUGUCCAGAGCAAGUUCACUCUUGGCUUGGUUGGCAUUCUGAUUGUCCUGAUGUCGAUUACUUCAUCCAUUGGUCUCUUUUCGUGGGCAGGUAUCAAGGCUACCUUGAUCAUUGCCGAAGUCAUUCCAUUCAUUGUUCUUGCGGUUGGUGUCGACAAUAUCUUCUUGAUCGUUCACGAGUUCGAGCGGGUAAACAUCAGCCACCCCGAUGCCAUGGUCGAGGAACGAAUCGCGAAAGCACUAGGUCGGAUGGGACCGUCCAUUCUGUUCUCUGCCAUCACCGAAACAGUUUCCUUUGCUCUUGGCGCUUUUGUGGGCAUGCCCGCUGUCAGAAACUUUGCUAUCUAUGCUGCUGGCGCAGUAUUCAUUAAUGCACUACUGCAGAUGACUCUCUUCAUCUCGAUCCUAUCCCUGAACCAGAUACGCACAGAGGAUCACCGAGCAGACUGCUUCCCCUGUGUUCAGGUUAGGGCUGCCAGAGUCCAACUCAACGGCAACAACUCUUCUGGACCGCGGCCCUAUGAUGUUCCCGAAGAGAGCUGGCUCCAGCAGUUCAUUCGCAAGCAUUAUGCGCCAGCCUUGCUCGGCAAAAAGACCAAAGUUUUGGUCAUGGUCGUUUUCACGGGAUUGCUAGCUGCAGGCAUUGCAUUGAUUCCAAACGUCAAACUUGGCUUGGACCAGCGCGUUGCUCUGCCAGACGACUCAUACCUCAUCCCGUACUUCAAUGAUCUGUACGCUUACCUGGACACCGGCCCGCCAGUCUACUUUGUGACCAAAGACUUGAACGCCACCCAGCGAACGCAUCAACGAGAGAUUUGCUCCCGCUUUACUUCUUGUGAUAGUUUGUCGCUCACAAACAUACUUGAACAAGAACGUAAGCGGCCUGCCGUCUCAUACAUCUCAUCUCCGACUGCCAGCUGGGUGGAUGAUUUCUUCCUCUGGCUCAACCCAGACUAUGACACCUGCUGUAUCGAGGGACGUGAGACAUGCUUUGCAAACCGGAAUCCACCCUGGAACAUCACCAUGUCUGGCAUGCCUGAAGGUGAUGAGUUCGUCUACUACCUGAAGAAAUUCUUGGCUUCACCCACGGAUGAUGACUGCCCGCUUGGAGGUCAGGCCUCGUACAGCCAGGCAGUCGCCAUUGAUGACGAGCGAAAAACUAUCCGAGCCAGCAACUUCCGCACAAUGCACAAGCCUCUGCGCAGCCAGGACGAUUUCAUUGAUGCAUAUGCCGCUGCGCGUCGCAUUGCAAAUGACUUCCAGGCUAAUACAGGCGUGGAAGUCUUCCCUUACAGCGUAUUCUACGUCUUCUUUGACCAAUAUGCCGGUAUUGUCAAUCUAAGUGCUACGCUUCUCGGAUCUGCAAUUGCAGUCAUUUUUGCCGUGGCGACUCUGCUUCUUGGUUCCCUCUUGACGGCUUUGGCUGUCACUGUCACGGUCGCCAUGACGGUUGUCGAUAUCAUUGGUGCCAUGGCCGUGUUCGACGUGUCUCUCAACGCCGUGUCACUGGUGAACCUGAUCAUCUGUGUCGGCAUUGCCGUCGAGUUCUGUGCGCAUAUCGCUCGCGCCUUUAUGUUUCCAUCAGGCUCUGUAAUGGAACGAGCUAAGAACCGUUUCCGCGGUCGUGACGCCCGCGCCUGGACUGCGCUUGUCAACGUCGGUGGCUCCGUCUUCAGCGGCAUUACAGUUACCAAGCUACUGGGAGUAUGUGUCUUGGCGUUCACACGAUCCAAGAUCUUCGAGAUCUACUACUUCCGUGUCUGGCUCGCACUUGUCGUUUUCGCCGCCACUCACGCUCUCAUCUUCCUCCCAGUGCUUCUUAGUCUGGUGGGAGGUGAAGGCUAUGUAGACCCGGAGAGUGAGGGUGGAUUAGUUGAGGACCUGGCCAACAGAAGGUACAGAUCUCUUUUGCCCGAUGACAUGACAGACUCAGAGGAUGAGGACUAG
Molecule: messenger RNA, 3819 nt
Organism: Pestalotiopsis fici W106-1
Lineage: Eukaryota; Fungi; Ascomycota; Sordariomycetes; Amphisphaeriales; Sporocadaceae
Exons: 1
Coding region: 1-3819 (1272 amino acids)
Cellular component (GO): membrane
Molecular function (GO): lipid carrier activity
Source: RefSeq, a predicted model, not a curated record